This is a messenger RNA of Chenopodium quinoa (quinoa), 1127 nucleotides long. RefSeq lists its product as uncharacterized. The record is from RefSeq and is a predicted model, not a curated record. NCBI's taxonomy places the organism in Eukaryota, Viridiplantae, Streptophyta, Magnoliopsida, Caryophyllales, Amaranthaceae. Bases 36 to 980 code for a protein of 314 amino acids. The transcript has 9 exons.
AAGGAAAUUACAAAAAUAAAAGAAUCAGGAAGAAGAUGAAGAAAGGAAGAGAAAUGGGUAUGAUGGUAGGAAUUGUGUUGUUGAUGUCAAUGCAAUUAUAUGUGCCUUCAUUAGCACAAAAGGAAUGCUGGCAGAAUAUACGAACAUGCCUCAAUGAUGUCGAAACGUGGGACGAGUUCCAGGAGGAGUGUUGUAAAAUCGUGUUUGAAGAAAUAAACUCGGAGAAAGAGUGUUUCUGCAGUGUUAAGCCGAAUCUUGAUCGGAAUGUUAGUAUUGCCGGCGCCGUAUCUAAAAUUCUCACUGUGUGUGAUAUUGCUUCUUUCGACACUAUUUGCUCUGAUUCUGAUUCAAGCCCCAUUACACCAGACCCUCCGUCAACACCAGAUUCCAUAACCCCUGCACCUCAGCCUUCGCCACCAUUAGAAUUCGAAGCCGUAUGCUGGCGAGAGAUUGACCAUUGCAUAGAUAGGAGUCAUAAUCGAAGUGAAUUAGAGCCAACUUUGAAUCCAUCGAGCCCUGCGUUUAAUUUGACUGAAUUUCUAUGCUGCCCUUUGAUGCAACAAACAGCUAGAAUUGAUAAAGAAUGUUUUUGUACCAUCAAACCUUUUCUUGAAGAAAAUCCCGACCAAAUUACCAAUACUACGCUCGUCAUGUCCGCAUGCAACAUUGUUACUUCUAUCACUUCUCUUAACAAUUUCUGCCAAGGUUCAAGCAAUCCUACAACUAAAGCAUUGUCACUUUCCAAUGGUGAAGCUUCAAGCCCUAAUUCCGCUCCUAUAAUCCGGCCAUCUCAUGAUUCAAUGGAGAGCCUCAGCAAAGCAAGUAUCGUAAUCACAAUGAACUCUUCAGAUGCCUCAGCUCCAACAAAGCCGCCAUCUAGUGGUAAUACGGAAGCUGAAAAAAGUGCUGCAAAUAAGAUUUCGAUGAUUGGGUCACUUUCCGGAUUAUUUGUUAUCUUCACAUACGUCUUGUUUCAUUAGAUAAGGAUUCUUAUGUCUGAGAGAUGCUCAAUUGCUCAUUAUAUAUGUAAAUCUCUUCUUGUAUUGCUAGCUGCUAGUUUUCUUUGUAAAACUAAUAUUACUAGCUAUUUGUAACUCUAUCUACGUGAAUGUUUUAAUUAAAUUGUU